This is a messenger RNA of Yarrowia lipolytica CLIB122, 867 nucleotides long. RefSeq lists its product as uncharacterized. NCBI's taxonomy places the organism in Eukaryota, Fungi, Ascomycota, Dipodascomycetes, Dipodascales. Gene Ontology annotation, biological process: DNA-templated transcription initiation; DNA-templated transcription. Gene Ontology annotation, cellular component: RNA polymerase I complex. The record is from RefSeq and is a predicted model, not a curated record.
AUGGUCGCCAAAACGAUUUCGGAGACGCAAGAGGUGCUGAAAAGCAUGGCUCUCAAGCGUAAAAACCCCGUCGACUCGGCCACCGGAAUCUCCGAGUGUUUCCACAAGGUCUCGACCUCCAUGUAUGUGUCUCUGGCGCCCAUGUUCAGCCAGAAGCCCGUGGCUGGCAUCAAAAGCCAGCAUCUGGACCCACUGGUGGCCCGCUACUUUGCUCCUGCGGGCGGCGUGGUUCUGGCACAUUACAACCUCAAGCUGUACAAACGGGGAAGCGACUCUGAGGGCUCUGCUGUCAUGGGCAAGUUUGUCAACGAGUCCCCAUUCACCUUCAUGUGGAUUAGUACAGACCUUCUUGUGUGGAAGCCUCAGGUCGGCGACCGUCUGGAGGGAUACGUAAACAUGCAGACUCCUUCUCAUAUCGGUCUUCUUGUCCACGACACCUUCAACUGUUCCAUCAAGUACGCCAACAUUCCUGAGGACUGGGUCUUCACUCCCUUUGCUGAGUCAGGACAGCCGACAGCCGCCAAGAAGGACCGAGUUCGUCAGUCCAUGGGCUACUGGUCGGACGGCUCUGGCAAGCGAGUCGAGGGCAAGCUGGAGUUCAUCAUCAAGAGCGUUCACACUGCCAACAUGGUUUACCUGUCUGGUUCUCUGGUUGAUACCUAUCCCGCACAGUCAGGGGGCGCUGUGAGCGAAGAGCCCCAGCGAAAGAAGACGAAAUUCACAGACGAGGAUCCCAUCGAGGAGAUUGCCGAGGAAAAGGCAGAGGAGGAAGAUAAGGAGGUUGAGCAGAAGGAGGAGGACGCCGCACAGGCCAAGAUUGGCUAUGAUAGCGACAGUGCUGCAAGUGACGAUAGCGACAGUGAUUAG